AUGAAGUCCGCCUGCACCGAGAUCCUCGAAGCGGCGGACAAAAUCGCGGACCGAGGUGAAGAGUCUGAGGUCAACCGCAAAAUGGCGGCGGAUAACAAGAGGAUGCGGGAGGAACUAGUUCUGCUAAGGCAAGAGACUAAAGCCCUCCGAAUCGCAUUCUCUGAGAGGAAGGCCCCCAACACGGAGCCCUUGGCCUCGACGCCCGAUAUCAUGGCCCAAGUCGACCGCUCCAUGCGGUCGUUCGGAGAGUCCCUCACCAGGGACCUAUUCCUCUCCCUGGGGGGAAUGAUGAACGACCGCAUUAAGGAACUGGAAAAGAGGGCUAUUGUUGCCCCUCAGGAGGUACUGCGUCCACCGCUUGCGGCUGACCGUCGCAAUAAGGAGGCUGGAAAGGCCCAAGAUGAGGCACCCAAACAACCCGAAAAUGUGGGGGCAGUUGCAGGUUCCACCCUGAUGCCCCCGGCAAGACCUGGCCCGGCGCCCAAAGCGCCAAAAGCCACAACGGCAAAGGCUCUGCAAGCUCCCUCACAGGAUGCUUCUGGCGCCCCACCCCAGGAGGAACCCACCCCCUCCUCCUCUUGGACGGAGGUAGUUAAAAAGGGGAAAAAUAAGGGGAAGGGAAAAAAAUCAUCCCCUCCUGGGGUGGAUAGUGCGGCUCCUCGCCCUACGGCCCCUGCGCCGGUCAAGCGGCAGUAUGCCCUUCCCAAGUCAACGGCUGUGGUGGUGACUCUCAAGUCGGGUGCCACGGUAGAUUAUAAAACGGUGAUGGGAAGGGUCACCACAAUAAAAUUGGCGACCAUGGGUGUGGAUCAUGUGGCAGUGAGGAGUACGGCGACAGGCGCCAGAAUCAUCGAGGUCCCCGGAAGUGACAGCGGCGCUGUCGCUGACAACCUCCCCAGUAAAAUCCGGGAACUAGUAGGGGAAGUAGCCGAGGUCACGCGGCCGUACAAAACGGCCCAAAUUAAAAUCUCCGGCUUUGACGAAUCGGUCACGCCGGAGAUACUGCAGAGGGAGGUGUCCCAGGUCGGCAAAUGUCCACCGGAACAAAUAAAGGUGGGGCAGAUCCGAAUGACCCCGGACUUCACCGGGGCCGUCAUCGUGACCUGCCCUGUAGCCGUGGCCAACGCCCUCGUGGCGGACGGCCGUAUUUUGAUUGGUUGGUCGUCCGCCAAAAUCACUGGCCUGGAACCCCUGCCUAUGCGCUGCUUCAGGUGCAUGGGUUUGGGCCACACGAGGGCGCUGUGUCCAUCACCGGUGGACAGAUCAGAACUCUGCCACAGAUGCGGGAAAACGGGGCACCUCACACAACAAUGUGCAGAAAAGGAGCCCUGGUGUGCGGUGUGCCAUCACGCCAAGCUCCCGGCAAAGCACACUAUGGGAGGGAAGGCGUGCAACCCCCCGCGCACCAGGGGGCGGCUGGAGCCCACUGGGCCUAACAGAGCGGGCAGCACAAUGGAGCACUAA
Amyelois transitella is the source of this 1464-nucleotide messenger RNA. RefSeq lists its product as uncharacterized. Lineage: Eukaryota; Metazoa; Arthropoda; Insecta; Lepidoptera; Pyralidae. Gene Ontology annotation, molecular function: nucleic acid binding; zinc ion binding. The transcript has a single exon. The coding region runs from base 1 to 1464 and encodes 487 amino acids. The record is from RefSeq and is a predicted model, not a curated record.